AUGAGGUUUCCAGACUGCUCGUCCCGAUUGGCCUCGGCCCUGUUCUACCUAAGAGAUUACCUUGAAGCUCAUGGACUUACCCUAUCCGUCCCCAAAUGUAAAGCUGUAGUAUUCACUCGCAAAAAAAACAUUCCACCUAUAGAACUCUCCUUGGAGGGGCAAGAAAUUGAAAUUGUUAACUCGCCUCCACAAGCCUCAAUAUUUACUGGCGAAGCAGUCGCUCUAUAUGAAGCUAUCACCUACAUUAAAUCGCACAAUCAAGACAAAAGUAUAAUCUUGACUGAUUCUCUGAGCUGCCUACAGGACCUGAAGAGACUACCAUUUCACUCCAAGGAUAACUUCUUCCUAACCUUAAAAAUAAAAGAUAAACUUAGAGAAUGCCAUGAUGCCAAUUUGCAAGUAGUGUUGGCAUGGAUCCCUAGCCAUUCAGGCAUAACGGGCAACGAGGUCGUGGACCAAUGUGCUAAAGCUGCCAUACACCAGAGCUUCGCUUCUGACCAAAAAUGCUUUACUCGCGACAUAAGAUCUUCGAUAAGAUGUCUUCUAUUUGAAAAAUGGAAUAAAUUAUGGCAGCUCUCACGUAGAGCCAAGGGUCAACAUUACGGUAACUUACAGCCAAAUAUCCCUCCUAAACCCUGGUUUUUCAAGCACAAAGGCUAUUCUAAUGUUGUUACCUCGAAUAUUAUCAGAUUACGACUUGGACAUAUUUGUUCGCCAGUGCGCCUGGCCAAGAGCCGAAUAAGGGAUAGCUCUAUCUGUGAGUGUGGACUGGACGAAGGGUGGAUGGAUACUCUACCGAACACCGUCUAUACAUCACCGACGAUCUUUAUCGUACUGGCCGUGUGUUAUCCAACCUCGACACUGGCGGAAUCAUCAAGCCCUGAUGGAGCCAUAAUACACAAAAAUUGA
Molecule: messenger RNA, 909 nt
Organism: Cydia amplana
Lineage: Eukaryota; Metazoa; Arthropoda; Insecta; Lepidoptera; Tortricidae
Exons: 4
Coding region: 1-909 (302 amino acids)
Biological process (GO): DNA replication, removal of RNA primer
Molecular function (GO): RNA-DNA hybrid ribonuclease activity; nucleic acid binding
Source: RefSeq, a predicted model, not a curated record